This is a messenger RNA of Podarcis lilfordi (Lilford's wall lizard), 2459 nucleotides long. The record is from the annotation of a GenBank genome assembly. Lineage: Eukaryota; Metazoa; Chordata; Lepidosauria; Squamata; Lacertidae.
AUGCCUUUCCGGGGUUUGGGGGCGCUGCUCCUCCUUUUGGGGGGGACCCUGGUCGGUCCCUCGGACGCCGCGGGGUCUUUUUGGGAAGUCACUUUGCCCACCUGCGACGAGCAGAGCCUCGCUUUCCUCCUGCUGCCCCAGCCGAAGGUCUCCUCAUCUCUUAUAAGGCUGCUGGGUGAGUAAAGGGGCGGGAAUUCAGCUUUUUUUCAAAGAAAGAAGAAUUUUAAACCCACUUUUGCAAGAAUCCCACAAACUGGGGGCGGGGGGCGGCUGGUUGGUCUGAGCUUCUUGCAAGGUCUGGACAACAAUGGUGUAAAAAUGUAUUUAUUAUUAUAUAUUAAUUAUAGAGCAGUGGCUCCAGAACCUUCUUGGAGACCCUCUGCCCCCUUAGUCCCCUAAACCUGCCCCCAGGGCCUUCCACCCUUUGAAAAAGUAUUAUUCCAAUAGUACUAUGCGCCACAAUAGUACUAUGUGCCUGGCGUGCUUUGGUCCAUGGGGUCACGAAGAGUCGGACAUGACUAAAUGACUAAACAACAACAAAUGCACCACAAAGUGCAAAACGGUGACCAUUAACUCAUAAAUCCAACUGAAACUGCUUAGUCUAAUUCACCCAAAAUUAGGGGCCCUUAGCUGUGAUUUCUGCGCUGCAGGAGGUUGGGAUGGAUGCCCAUUGGGGUCAUGGCUCUCCAACAAUGUAAUUUGGUACUGUGCCCUUUGCUUUUCCAUCCUGCAAGGCUUUUUAAAGCCUCCUUAGGGACUAGCUCCAGAAAUGAGUAUUUGGGUGAGCAGUUUCACUGCAAUUGGGGACAGAUGGAGGCAAGAUUUGGCUUACUCAGAGGAGCCUCACUGGAACCAAUGGUCCUAAAUUGGUUGUGCCCGUUUUCCAAAGGGUCUACUACUACAAAUAUUUGAGGAGGUCCUCUGUUCAUCUGCAUGCAGGAAUGAGUGUCUGUUAAUUCCAGUGGGGUUACUCUUGAGUAGGGCUUGCUUUGCAGAGCAGCUGGGGGGGGGGGGAAUAACUUGAAUGUAAUAAAUAACAGCAAUGCAGAUAAAACACCAGGAGGGAAACACUCAGAAGUAAAUCCUGCUAAGCUUAGUGGUGCUUACUCCCAAGUAAGCUGGGUUUGCAGCCUGACCAUGAGAACCAGGCCCAGGAACCUAUUUAAUAGAAAAACAACAACUGCCCAUUUGAACCUCCACUGAAGCAUUUUAUUCUCUAAAGUAAAUUAUUUCUCAUAUAUAAUUAAUAUGAUAUCUCUUAAUGAGCGGACCACUCUCUUCCUUGCCAAGUGGGAGGGUCUGUAUUUCUCCAGGGACGCCCCACCCCAAGAAAUACAGACCCCCACCCCACACUGGGCAACAAAGCAAAGGAAGCACCCCCCAUUGGCUGCUAGCAAAAUCCACUCAUUUGUUAUUCCCUAUAUUGGGGUAUCUUAAAAUAAGCUAGCAAGCUUCUGGGUUCUGCAGAGUUCAUCAGGCUUGAUUGUAAAGCAAACCUCUAGAUUGUGGGCUGGGGUAAUAAUUUGUGGAACAACAACCUGUUUGGCAAAAGCUUCUUCUCUCCUCCCCCAAAUAAGAUCCCAAAGGUAACCCCCAUCUUCUGAAGAACGACUCUACCUGUGGGACUUCUGCCUUCCCCAAUCCGGAUGGCUCUGUAGCGGUGAGGGUGGCCUUUGAUGGCUGUUACACCAGAGCGCAGGUAAGGUCUCGGCUUGCACACCUGCCCCCGCCCCACCCUCCAACUAGUAACAUAUACAUAACUCUCCCCCCCCCCCAACAACCCUGCGAAGUAGGACAGACUGAGAAAGGGGGGGCGUGUUGUGAUUGCCCAGUGAGCUUCGUGGCUGGGCAGGAGGAGUGCUUGAUUAAGUAACCCUACGCCACUUAAAGCACAUUCAUUCCCCCCCCCCACCUAAAAUACUGGGAACUGUAGUUUGAGGGCACUGGGAACCGUAACUCUCUAGGGGUAAACUAAAGUUCCCAGGGCUCUUUUGGGCUGGAAAACAAAACAGCCUGGUUCUUUCGCUUGAUGGUUGGUAAAGCGUGAGACUCUUAAUCUCAGGGUUGUGGGUCCAAGGCCCACGUUGGGCAAGAGGUUCCUGGAUGACCCUCUGGGGACCCCUUCUAGCUCUGAUUCUAUAAAGCUAGAAAAAUGAAAUAAUGACGCCAACAUCCUCUCCCCACUAGGAUUCCCGCUACCGGACGACCGUCCACAUUGAAGGCCUGGCGGCGGAUGGACGGAUGACCUCCUACAAAGAGGAGCUGAGCUGCCCCGAACCUCUCCUAGGUACCCCGUCGAAGGGCUUUCCUGGGGGGUUUCUGGGGGCAGAGGCUUCCUGACCCUGCUGGGGUCACUCCCCUGCCCAGAAGAGCGUGCCACGGGUGUAAAGUAUCACAGUGACCCCCAAAGAAUCCUGGGAACUGUAGUUCAAGGGUGCUGAACAUUGCCAGGACCUCUU